CUUUGCUCUUCAAUGCCCAAUAGCUUCGUCGUCUACCCUGUUCCCACUGUGACUAACGUCUCCAUCCGACGCUUAUCCAACCCAGCCGACACGGCUCAUAGACAGUCAGCGUCGUCAUACGUCAGGAAAAUGCCGCCGGAAGACAUAUAAGGCGCGCGGCUCGUACUGCCUCCCAUAACCGUCCUUCAGCGCAUAACUCAUCUCGCCCAAUGUCGUAUAUCUCUGAACUGUUCGGUGUUGAAGGCAGGGUCGUGGUCAUCACUGGUGGAGGCAGCGGCCUUGGCUACCAUAUGGCCGAAGCGUUCGUGAAGAGCGGCUCAAAAGUCUACAUCACAGGACGCCGCGAGCACGUCCUGAAGGAAAGCACGGAAAAGCUGAACAAACUCGGACCCGGCACGGCAGCAUACUUCUCUGCCGACUUGACCUCUCCGGACGAUAUCAAAAAACUAGUCGCCCACAUUGAGAGUCGCGAAGAAGUCGUGGAUGUUCUCAUCAACAACUCUGGCAUCGCCUUCGCCGACCCCGCGGUCAGCCAUAUGGAUACGAUAGAGCGCCUGCAAGGAGUCUUCAGCAAUAGCGAUCCCGCUGCCUGGGACAAGGUCUACCGCACGAACGUCUGGGGCCCCUUCGCCGUGACCAUCGCAUUCCUCCACCUACUGGCCGCCGCUGCGAAGGCACGACCCAACGAGGGCCGUGGGUCGGUCAUCAUGAUCUCGUCGACCAAUUCGAACAGCUGGAACCCCUAUAUGACCACGCUUGCGUACAACUCGUCGAAGACGGCGCUGAACCUGGUCACGAAGAUCCUAGCCGCAAAGGUUUACCCGCACGGCAUCCGCAUCAACAUUCUCUCUCCGGGGCCGUUCCCUACCGACAUGAACGACCCGAACUCGGAGGAGGGCAUGACGAACCCGAGCAACUACCACCGCCUUCCAAUGGGCCGUCCCGGCAACAAGGACGAGAUUGCCGGCGCGGCGCUGUACUUCGCGAGCAAGGCUUCCUCUUUCACGCACGGGGCCGACCUCCUUGUCGAUGGCGGGCUCGCCCUCAUCCAGAACGGCACCAACAAGAUUCAGCCGUAAAAGGUGCUUGCAUAUGUUGAUGAUCUGCUUUUGGAAUCUAGGGGGCGCUGUCAUAGACCGAGGGCGUUCACUACAGGCGAGCCUGCUGCGCUCGGCAAAGGGCUGUGGAUGCAUGAACAAUCAAGUAGACAAAACGAGGUUGGUACGAAAUGGGAAGAAAAACUCAGUGACGC
Messenger RNA from Schizophyllum commune H4-8, 1252 nucleotides. Its product is annotated as NAD(P)-binding protein. The record is from RefSeq and is a predicted model, not a curated record. The coding region runs from base 210 to 1079 and encodes 289 amino acids. NCBI's taxonomy places the organism in Eukaryota, Fungi, Basidiomycota, Agaricomycetes, Agaricales, Schizophyllaceae. Gene Ontology annotation, molecular function: oxidoreductase activity. The transcript is spliced from 8 exons.